Molecule: messenger RNA, 1526 nt
Organism: Anolis sagrei ordinatus
Lineage: Eukaryota; Metazoa; Chordata; Lepidosauria; Squamata; Anolidae
Source: RefSeq, a predicted model, not a curated record
AUGCGGAAAGCGGGAGCCUGGAGCCCCACGGGAAUGGAUUCUGCGAUCAGAGAUAUGAAGGAGUCCAGCAGCAGCUACCAAACACCCUGGUUUGAAGAUUCGGCCUCCCUGGGUCGCCUGGAAGGCAUCCCAGGUGGGCCAGUGGCUACCCACGGCCCGGAAAAGGGUGAAUUCAUGCAUUACAUACUGGUGGCAGCACAAGCUUGCUUGUACCCAUGCCAGUGUUCCACGCAGACACUCCAGUGUCCUGCUGGCACCAGUUUGCUGCUGGACGGCUGCGGAUGCUGCAAAGUAUGUGCCAGGCAGCUUGGCGAGCUUUGCUCUUUGCAGAAGCCUUGUGAUCACCAUAAGGGUCUCUACUGCGACUUUUCCAAAAUCCAUAGAGACAAUGGCAUUUGCUUAGCUCAUGAAGGAGCAACGUGUGACUUGAUGGGGAAGAUCUACUUUAAUGGGGAGAACUUCCAGCCCAGCUGUAAGCUGCAAUGCAACUGUAUGGAUGGGGCUAUUGGCUGUAUCCCCCUUUGCACAGAUGGAGCCCGGCUCUCUCCCAUUGACUGCCCUCUCCCUUACCAGGUGAAGGUGCAGAGCAAGUGCUGCGAAGAGUGGCUCUGUGAAUGGGGCAACUGGAAGAACCACAAGGGAAAGGAUACCACAGUUUACAGGAACAAACCUGCGCACAAGGGCAAAGCCAAGAGCAAGGCCCAUCGUAAGGUGAGCAGCCUCCAAAAGAACUGCUUGGUGCAAACCACCCAAUGGAGCGCCUGUUCCAAGACGUGUGGGAUGGGAAUCUCAACCAGGGUCACAAACAACAACUCGCAGUGCCGCCUGGAAAAGGAGAGCAGGCUGUGCAUGAUCCGAUUCUGCAACAUCCCCUUGGAGAAGAGCAUCAAGAAGGGAAGGAAGUGCAUGAGGAAUGCAAAGCCUCGCCAAGUAAUGCGAUUUGUGUUCACGGGCUGUACCAGCGUCCGAUCCUACCGGCCCAAGUUCUGUGGCCGCUGCACAGACAGGCGAUGCUGCACGCCGCUCACCACCAGCACCACCGAAGUUGAAUUCAAGUGUCCAGAAGGGGACUCUUUUGUCCGCAAGAUGAUGGUCAUCAAAUCCUGUUCUUGCCACUAUGAUUGCCCCACAGAAAAUGAUAUCUUCCUGGCAAUCUACCGACGGCGAAUGAUUGGAGACCAUGUCAAGCUGGAGAGGCAGUAAUAGUAGCCAGAGUAUGGAAAAGAGUUACAUUUUGGACCACAACAUUCAAGACUUCAUCCCACUGAACAUGUCAAGUCUUUGGAAGAGUAGGUUUACCAUACAGCUCAGACAUACUCCUUUUUGAAAUUAAAUGGAUGGUUUUCCAACCUCUGUCACACACUAGCAAACUAUCCAUUUUAUUCAAGAAUUCUCCAUUGAUUUGCCAUCUUAUUGUAGAGAGAGUUGUUCCUGCCCACUCUUCCUGCCCUCAUUUUGUUUGAGGAAAGAGCCCCUUUUUCUCCUGGACGAUGAUUUUUGUUCCUGGGUUAUCAAUGGCAUUUCCU